Messenger RNA from Artibeus jamaicensis (Jamaican fruit-eating bat), 3676 nucleotides. It is a transcript of the gene EEF2KMT, whose product is annotated as eukaryotic elongation factor 2 lysine methyltransferase. The record is from RefSeq and is a predicted model, not a curated record. The transcript is spliced from 10 exons. NCBI's taxonomy places the organism in Eukaryota, Metazoa, Chordata, Mammalia, Chiroptera, Phyllostomidae. The coding region runs from base 1321 to 2496 and encodes 391 amino acids.
CCAUCAUAGUUUAUGUUGUUUGGGAAGCCUGGCAGCCUCGUCGGACCAGGCUCAGAAUUACUAAGUCACGGGUGAGGCAUGCUUUUCUUUGCUUUUAGCAAAAGAAAAUAUUAAGUUCUAUAUUAAGUUCUUUGUUAGAUUGCAAUGGUGAAAGCCCUGUCUUUAUUUCCCUUCUGGCCACCAAUUCCUAGCAGCUACCUAAGGGUUAAAAGGUGUUGCCUGGCAACCAGGACACUAGCCACUGACCAGCAACAGUAGCAAAAUCUCAGGAUUCUUCCUAUGCUAUCUCCUGCUACAUUGUCAUCCAGAGGACAUGACCACAGGUUAACCAGCAGGUGGCUCCAGGCAGGUGUAGGCUCCUCACCCUCUCCCUCCGCGGCCCGCCAUUCCCAAAGUGGGAGGUGAUUCUAGGGCACCAUCUUGAGAGAACCGUGGUGUUGAAGAUAUCUUGAUUGGUUAUGUGACUGAAAGCCUCUACAGAAAUUUUAAAAUUCUGGCGCGCAGUGCAGAGACCUGCUCCUGUUGAAGACACAGAAGACAAGACUCUUAAGUAAGCUCCCUUAUUAAACCAACCACCUACCGGUCUGGAGUGGCCUGCCUCGCUUCCGUUUCUCUUUGCACUCCGUGUACCAGCCAGUUUGGAAACCAGCACCUUGAACUAAAUGCCCCUUUCCAAGGAGAGACAGGGUGACCAUGGCCUUAGCCCAUGGGCCCUGAGCCUAGUAGGCACUCCUACACCCUCGAGGGGCAAGAGGGCUGUUAGGGUCCCUUCUGCCCAUUCACACAGACAGGUGGCGCUGAAGGGCACAGGGCUAGAAUAAAGUCGCAGGGGCAGCCCUUGCCAGAAAGACCCUCAAUAAAGGUGCAGGAACAGCAAGAAUAAUUACCAGAAUCUCAGCCUCAUCAGUCCCUACUAAGCAGUGCUUGCUUCUCUGAAAAGCUUUAAUCUGGCGCCACACUCCGACUACGCCCCGAUAUCUUGGCCCCGCCCCCCUCCAACCUUAGCCCCACCUCCAGGUCUCAAACCACGCUCAGAGCCCUCCUCCAGGAACCGCCUCGAACCUUCCCCAAAUCCCACCUCCCACAAUCCCGCGACGCCAAGACUGCCCCCUCUAUACUACACCUUGGGGUCAGAGCUCCGCUUGGCCCCGCCUUGAUACCCCAAGCCCUCCAGGGGCCGAGCAGCGCCUGGUCCCGCCCCGGGUCCCGCCCCAAGCCCCGCCCCGGGUCCCGCGAGCUGCUACUGGCUGUGCUCGCCUCCUUUGGGAGCCGCCCCGCUUCCGCCCAGUCUCCCGAGCAACGCUGCGGCUCCGCCCCGCCAUGGCGCCGGAGGAAAGAGAGGAGACCUCUAGCCUGCUGCAGAGUUUCGAACGUCGCUUCCUGGCAGCGCGCGCGCUGCGCUCGUUCCCCUGGCAGAGCCUAGAAGAGAAAUUGAGGCACUCGGGUUCUGAGCUACUACUGGAUAUUUUGCAGAAGACUGUGAAACAUCCUCUGUGCGUGAAGCAUCCACCAUCGGUGAAGUAUGCCCGGUGCUUUCUCUCGGAGCUCAUCAGAAAGAUGGAUUUUAAGGAUGAACCCCAAUUCACUGAGUUUCAUCUUAGACUGGACUUCAGAAAGGCACACGAAGCUGUCCACCAGGAGCCUUCCGACGAGCUGUACGAGGCAUUGGCGGAGGUCCUGACAGCCGAGGAGCCCACUCCGUGCCACCGGACUUAUCUGUUGCCUUCCGGGGACUCGGUCACACUCUCUGAGAGCACAGCCAUCAUUUCCCACGGCACCACCGGCCUGGUCACGUGGAGUGCUGCGCUUUACCUUGCAGAAUGGGCCCUAGAGAACACAGCGGCUUUCACUCACAGGACUGUCUUAGAGCUCGGCAGUGGAGCCGGCCUCACCGGCCUGGUCAUCUGCAAAACGUGCCGUCCUAGAGCGUAUAUCUUCAGCGACUGUCACAGCCAUGUCCUCGAGCAGCUCCGAGGGAACAUCCUUCUCAAUGGCUUCUUGCUGGAGCCAGAUGCCACCGCCCCAGCACAGCACGCAGAACACAACGCCCACAACUCAGAGAGCCCCGUGGUGACAGUGGAACAGCUGGACUGGGACGCUGUGACAGCCCCUCAGCUCGCUGCCCUCCAGCCAGACAUCCUCCUCGCAGCAGAUGUGCUGUACUGCCCGGAAGUCAUCCUGUCCCUGGUCAGGGUCCUGCAGAGGCUGUCUGCUUGCCGGAAGGACGAGCAGUCUCUCGACGCCUACAUCGCCUUCACCAUCCGCAACCCAGAGACGUGCCGGCUCUUCACCACUGAGCUAGCAGCAGCAUCCACGGAGAGGUGGGACAGAGCCCGGCUCGUGGGGAACACUCAGGAAACAGUCACUGCUAUUACUGGGUUCAGCACCCAGGAAAUGGAAGAACAACGGGCCGCGCUGGGAUCUCAUGGGAAGCGGUGCCUCAUCACAGCCAGAAACUAUUUCCCUAUGAAGAGCACUCGGAGAUGGCAAUUCUGAAACUAAUGUUGUAGGUUUACAACAAGCGUUUUUGAAAAUAGCUGUGAAAAUUAAAUCACCAAGGGAAAAGUUUUUAUCUGGGAAAAGCUGAUAAAACUGCCAUUGGACUUCAAUGUUUGAAGAAUGUUAAAUUCUGAAUCAGGAACCACAAACUACGUUCUAAUAAAACAUAAACUGUUGAGGCAUGUGGUUGCCCCUUUCUGUCAGCAGUUCUGGUUCAUAAGCAAAUCACCAUAAACAAAUGAAAGUUUUGGCUCAGAGGUAAGCUUCCAUUUGUGCAAGUAAAAACACAUAUAUCAAGUAUGUUUCCUCCGUCCUGGACAAUAUUCAGGACACAACAGAGCAGAUGCUGAGAGGCACACACCAGAAGACAAAAACAGGGACAGUAUGAUGCUGAACAGGCCACAGGCAAGUAACAGAAAAGUAAUAAACGGAGGGAAAGAAAAGACUCAAAAAAUGAGGAAAGAGGGGAGUGACUCGGGGCCACCAAGGAAGAAACCAGACUGAACCAGUUUCCUGGGCUGCAAAGUCCUGGUCAUUAAAAUAACUUCACUCAGACCCCAACACUGACACUUCCUCAGCUCUUCUGGUAAACCUGUCUAGCCGUCUGAUGUGCCAGACCACCACAUCCCCUGCACACAGAGGCUGAGUUACUGCCACGUGUGGCCCCGUGGGCGCCCCUCACGGGGUCUGAGGUGUGAGGCAGACACCUCCUCUCCCGACCUGGAAGGUGUGGGUCUCACACUGCAGUGCCCUGGGACCAAGUCCUUGACCCAACUCCCCUUCACCCUCCCAACCACCCAACUCUUACCGUUGACGAUGCGCAGAGUGGUGUGAUGGUUUUUCGCAGAUUUCCCUCGACAGUUUACACUGGGAACGAGCACCUCACUUGGUAGACGGCCGUCUCCAUCUUACUACAAGUUGUUUCUGGCCCUUUGGUGUGAGACUGCCCCCUUUCUGACGUGUUAAUGCUGACUGACAGUGCACACAGGCCCUCAGACCCGCUGGCUGCGGGUGUUUAAGUCAUUCUCAAAAAAGAAAGCUGACUACAGCGAGUGCUGGGACUUCCAACAGGCUGUGUGGACUGGACCUCCCAAAACUGGAGGCUCAGAGCGAGCCACCAGCCCAAGAAAAGCCUCCCACAGGUGUGCGUGCGACUAAAUGUUCCCGAGGUGGGAAG